This is a messenger RNA of Capsaspora owczarzaki ATCC 30864, 1457 nucleotides long. RefSeq names its product alpha-N-acetylgalactosaminidase. The coding region runs from base 61 to 1299 and encodes 412 amino acids. Gene Ontology annotation, molecular function: alpha-galactosidase activity. The record is from RefSeq and is a predicted model, not a curated record. The transcript is spliced from 7 exons. Lineage: Eukaryota; Filasterea; Ministeriida; Capsasporidae. Gene Ontology annotation, biological process: glycosylceramide catabolic process; oligosaccharide metabolic process; glycoside catabolic process. Gene Ontology annotation, cellular component: cytoplasm.
CUGUAUUCUUUGAUUCUUUCCUAGCAUUUUCCUCCCUUUCACUCUUCGACCCCCCCCCCAAUGCUCGAUCGCCAGCCUGCCAUGGUCGGCGUUGUUGUUGCGCUUGUCGCAGCUACGUCCAUGCUGCUCUCCGUCGCUGCGCCCGUCGCACUCGCGCUUGAGAACGGACUUGCACGCACGCCUCCGAUGGGAUGGCUCGCUUGGGAACGCUUCCGCUGCGACGUGAACUGCACUAGCGACCCCAAUAACUGCAUCAGCGAAACGCUCUUCAAGCAGAUGGCGGACCAUAUGGUCUCUGGCGGAUACCUCGCCGCAGGAUACGACACCAUCAUCAUGGACGAUUGCUGGAUGAGCACGUCGCGUUUGGCGAACGGUACACUGCUGGCCGAUCCUGUUCGCUUCCCGAACGGUGUCAAGGGACUGGCAGACUAUGUGCACUCGAAGGGUCUCAAGAUGGGCAUCUACCAAGAUUAUGGCACAAACACUUGCGGCGGUUAUCCGGGAAUCUACGGCUACAUUGACAUUGACACUCGCGAUUACGCCAGCUGGGGCAUUGACUAUGUCAAGAUGGACGGGUGCAACGUUGAUCCCGCGACCAUGAACAAGGGCUACCCCCAAAUCGGAAUGGCUCUCAAUAGCACCGGACGCCCCAUGGUCUACUCUUGCUCUUGGCCCGACUACAUGCGCAUUGCCAAAAUCCCGAUCGACUGGCAGCUCAUCAUCCAGUACUGCAACCUCUGGCGCCUGUUCGAUGACAUUCAGGACAGCCUGUCGAGCGUGUCGAGCAUUGUUGAAUACUGGGGCUCCCAGCAGGUCUUGCUGUCUGGCAUUGCAGGCCCUGGUCACUGGAACGAUAUGGACAUGCUCAUUAUUGGAGACUUUGGCCUCAACCAGGCCCAGUCCGAAAUGCAAAUGGCGCUCUGGGCCAUCAACGCCUCACCUCUGAUCAUGUCCAACGAUCUGCGCAACAUUUCGAGCUGGGCGAGCUCCCUGCUCCUCAACAAGGCCAUCAUUGCCGUUAGCCAGGAUCCCUUGGGCCAGCAGGGCAUCCGCCUUGCUCGCAAUGCUACCAGCGAGACGUGGGUUCGCAUCUUGGCCGACGGCAGCUUUGCCAUUGCUCUGUACAACACGGCGACGGUUGCUGCCACCCUGACCUUCCAGUUUGCGGACUUGGGCUUUAGCUCUGCCACUGUCACCAACCUCAUCACCCAGCAACCCUUGGGUGUCGUCACCACUAGCUACUCUGCGCCCGUUCAGCCGUUUGGUGUCUGGUUUAUCCGCGCCUACCCGAAGCUGUGAAUCGGCGGGUGAGUUGGUGGACGAUUUUUCAUGGUCAUCAAGCACACGUGAAGCCCGCCCUUGAUGCCAAUCUUGUCCUGUGAUUCGUUUGUCGCUUCUCUCUCUGUGUGUGUUGAGUAAUACAACCAGCUCCUUGAGCACUGCAUACCCUGACCAAA